This is a messenger RNA of Anopheles marshallii, 10590 nucleotides long. RefSeq names its product mucin-19 (gene dikar). The coding region runs from base 16 to 10590 and encodes 3524 amino acids. Gene Ontology annotation, biological process: chromatin remodeling. Gene Ontology annotation, cellular component: CERF complex. The transcript is spliced from 10 exons. The record is from RefSeq and is a predicted model, not a curated record. Gene Ontology annotation, molecular function: protein binding. Lineage: Eukaryota; Metazoa; Arthropoda; Insecta; Diptera; Culicidae.
UCAGAGUCGAAGGGCAUGUUUACCACUUUCAUCGGCUUAAUUGAUAUUCAAUCAUGGUGGGAGGUGCCCUGCAUUGCGCACUUUUGUUCGGUGUUUAGUACCACCUUCCAGCUGCCUCGGUUUGACAUUGAGGAUCUUGAAGAGGCCCUUCUAACAGAUGCCGAUGCCGAAGGUGAAGUAGAUUUGAAAGUAUAUACCGCGCGUUUGUUGCCGGAACUGAUCGUCGCACUGUUGAAGGGCUGUGACUCGCUUGCACAGAUAGGUGCGCACAUCAGCCCAAGUAACUAUCAGAUGUUCCUGAGACGUCUGUUUCGUCAAAAAUGUCAGGAAUAUAAUGUGGAUAAUCCCUUCAAUGCCGAUACGGACUUUGAAAAGUUGCCGCUACGAACCAAGAUCCUGAUAUUGAAGUACCUAUGCGAUUUUCGCCUAGAUUCCGAAGACGUCAAUACUACAUUUGCGAACUACGAAGCAGAUAGUUUGCGCCUGGAACCGAUAGGCUACGAUCGUAACGGAUCUUCGUAUUGGCACUUUUUUGGCACACGUUUGUAUCGAGAAGAUAAACCUAAAUCGGUGAAAUCUUCUGUCUGGCAGGUGAUUUGCUUUACCGAAGAAGAUUGGCGAAACCUAGCGAACAAGCUCGACAAUUCCAGCAACGCAAAGGAGCGCAACCUGCACGAUCUGUUGGUGGAAAACUUUCUGCCUUACAUUCCGAAAUUAUUUCACGAUAAAGAAAGAGAACGUCGAAAUAGGCUUUUCGAGAGGCCCAGAUCGGCUCGGAUAAAGCUGUUGCAGGAGGGAAAAAAUUUGCGCCUGCAGGAGCAACAACAGCAAAAAAAACAGCAGAAAGAGGAAGAGAUUAACCGGAAGAGGCCAGUACAGUCGGAAGAGGUGCGACAAAAGACACUCGCACCAGCGCCGGGAAGAGCCCAAUUGGUGCCAGAAGCACGUGCGAAACGAGCCGAACGACGAUCUCGAUCCAAUUCCGUCACAAGUAUAGUUUCGCCAUACGAUAGCUCCCCAGACGAGGCAUCCCUUCUCACGCGUGAUUUUAUUUUUCAGCCAGAAGAAAACGCAUUCCGUAACAAAGCAAAUAGCCCAUACCUUUAUCGCAGCACCACUAAUUUGAGAGAUUCUACUUCUUCAUCAGUAGUAGGUUCACUGUACUAUUGCGGUAACGACGAACCUAAAGCUACUACGAGCCCAAUACGCAGUGCGUCGGUCGUGUCAUCAACACGAUCAACUUCGGUUUCAUCUCGUGAUCGAAGUAACUUUGGUUGCAAUAGUAGCUACGGUCGAUCGGAGGACAGUGAAAGCCAGUACGAUACCAAACCUGCGGUCUACAACGAUUCGUAUUACAUUGUUAGCCAGCGAGAGGACAGCGAAAGCCUCCACAGCUUCAGCGAUAUAGAAGCGGAAAACAACAUCAAUAGUGGCAACACAGAUACGAACAACAAACAGCAGCUGGUGGAGUCGUCGGAAUCAUCCUCCAUCAACAAACCAUUGUGUCAGCAGCAGCAAACGAAAGCGGAACGGAAAGAUCGUCCCGUCCGAUUAGUCAGUGCUGAAGUGGAGAAAUUGCUGCGCUCGAAUCACAACAUGGCGCCGACAGCAACCAAACUGCCUGGCCGUCAAACGAACAAUUCAUUAUCCUCUGUUACCGGGCCCGUCAUAUUGCCGUUCGGCGAUGCAGCGGCAAAAGGCACAGCAAGUAACAGCGGCAAGGGUAAUGAUGCUGCAGCGGGUACAAACCAGGGCCGGAAAAAGAAGGGCAAGUCUACGAAUGUUAUAACAACCGCCGCUACCUACACCAACACUAGUUACACCAAAACUGGCUGUUCCGCUUCCUCAAUUUUCGUAUCAUCAUCUCUUAGCUUUACCGAAACCGAUGAGGUUCUGCAAAUUGGUAUGCACAAGGUGCUGGAAAGCAUCAAGAAUCACGACGAUGCCUGGCCAUUCAUGGAUCCGGUCGAUGAGGACAUUGCACCGAAGUAUUACUCGAUCAUUCGAAGGCCCAUGGAUUUACAAAAGAUGGAAGAAAAACUAGACAAUGGAGAAUACAUGAUCUUUAGCGAUUUCCAAAACGAUUUCAAAUUGAUCGUCAACAAUUGUCGGCUGUACAAUGGGCAAGCAAAUGAAUACACGGAAAUGGUGAACAACUUGCAGAUUGCAUUUGAACGUGCCAGAAAGAAAUAUUUCGACGAAAACUCAUCGGACGAAGAACUCAUGAACCACGAGUAUCCAGAUGUUAGCCGAGCGAAUGCCGCGUUUAAAGAAAAGUUUUCCUCAAAGGAAUGUAGCAAACCACUAUCCUCAGACGCGGUGAAUGGAAAGAGUGAACGGCAGCACAGCAAACCUUCGAAGGAAACGGGCAAAGCACCAGACUACAGAAAAGAAAAGUCAAAGAAAAGUGCUAAUAGUUCCGGCGGCAAUGGCAAUAAUAGUUUAAGUGUAAUGUCCAACACCGGCACCAAUGCAAACUCCAAAGAAAGUGUUGAUGCAUCGUUCCGCGGGAAUGACAAACCGUGCAAAGAAUCUAAAACGAAAUCAGUGAAAAGUGGUACGACGGCUGUGGCGGAAAAAAAGGGUGGAAAAAAUGUGUCAGGGUAUAAGAAGCAUCCGACAACGGUCGGGGCUGGGUCGAAGAAACAUAAAACAAACAAACAACAAGAAGUGGAUUCGGAACCGGAACCAGAUCCGGAACCGCCGGAAAAGGAUAAAAGCGCAUCGCGAGUGUACAAAACUGUAAAACGUAAGCGAAAAGAAAAAGAGAAAACUGAUAAAGUAAAAAGCAAAAAACAAAAAACAGAAGAAGGUGAUUACAGUGAUAUAGAAGUGCCGGAGGAUGAGGAAAAUAUGGACGAUAAAAGUGAAGACGACCGAGAGUGUAGUGAGCCGGAACGGAAACGUCACAAGAAGGAUCAAGGGAUGGAGCCUACGGAACAUGUGAAAAAAUUGCAGGGGCACGCUGAUACCCUCAUGAAGGGGGACAGUAAAGUGGUGGAAGAUGUGAAAGAAGAAGAGGACUUUCCAGUGUAUGAGAGUAAGAAGAAGGCCGCUGUUAAGGCAUUGCAGGAAAAGGAGAAAAAGAAAAACAGUGCUAAAGUGAAGAAGGAAGAAAAGAAAAUUAACAAAAUACCGAAAGGAGCUAAAGGGAAGGAAGUGAAACGUGAAACGUUUUCCCCAAUACGAGGGCGAUCGAUGUCGCGGUCACCCAGUCCAUCUCCGGUGUAUUCAUCGCCCAAGAAACAGUCACCCGUUCGGUCACUGAGUCCAAAGAAAAGGGAAAGCGCACGUGAUCUAUCUUCCGAUGCCGGGGAUCACCAUUCGGUGCAAGGUAAAACUGGGUCCAAAAAGGGGAAAGCGAAAACCGGAACCGAAAGCAAUGACGGCCAUCAAAAGCAGCACAAGAAAGGAAUAAGCAUCACGAAAGCGGGAUCUGGCAUCGCAGUGGCCAAAUUAGAUAAGAAGACAAAAAAAUCGGGCACUCUUUCGUCGACGAAGGGGAAAGGGCGACAAAAGAAGGCGGGAAGUAGUAAACAGAAAACAGUAGCAGAGCUGGAGGAAGAGUCAGAGUACGAAGAAGUUGUGGAUGAUCGGCGAGAUUCGCCACAAAUUCACACCAAUGGCGAACGCAUCGAUGCGACUGACAUGAGUGACUUUGAAGACAUUGAAGAUUUACGCGUGAAGGCACAUGAUACCAGUGUUGAAGAGUCGGCAACAAACAAAUCAUCGGAUAAAACAAAAAGCAAGAAAAACAAAACGAGCAAGAAAAACGUCGGAAAAUCAAGUGCUAAUGAACAUCACCGUGGUAAAAAGAGUGGCAGUAAAAGCAAGGUAAAGGGAAAGGAAAAAAAGUUGGACAAAAAAUCCCACAAACGCGAUAAAAUCGGCAAGGUUAAGAAAAAGUCUAAAGCUUCCAAUAAUGAACGUACAGUUGGUGAAGAUCGGGAAACAUUGUCGAGUGUCGGUGAGGAUGAAGACGGGGUGGAUUAUGAUCAGGAAAUGGAAGAGUUCGCGAAUGUAGAAAAAAGUGCCUCUAAACCCGUAAAGCAAUCGAAGGAUUUGCGUUACGCUGCACAGCGAUCGAUGUCACGGUCCCCAAGCCCAGCAAGAUCGUACUACUCCGACGAUCGCUCGAUCCGGAAUAGUGAUGAAGAGGAUGAUGAUGCUCACAAUGAACGAAGCUCAUCGUCGCACAAGCAAACCGAUGAUUCAUUUUCAGCCAACCGGUCGAUCACACCUGACAUAAAGGAUAAGUUUGAUCUCAUCAAAGAACGCCGUAACAGGGCAGCGGCAGCGGCUGCAGCAGCGGCAGAAAGUAAAGCAAUGGCCAAACAGGCCAAAGCUAAAGGAAAAGAAGUCACGACUACUGCAGGCCUUGGGAAGAAAGGAAAAUCUUCCAAGGGUAGCAGCAACCGGGGUCAAAAGCAACAACGUGAUGUAGUAGACGAAAAUACCGUUCUCAGUGCAAGUGCCUCUUCGUCCAGCGGUAACAAACAACAGCAAAAACAGUACGGUGAUGAAGAUGAAAUAGCUUCCAGUGAGAACAAAUCAACAAAAACUGGUGGUGGUGGUGGUGCCACGUCGAAAGGGAAGAAAAAUCGAGAUAAAACAAUGAGUAACAGUAGCGAGUCGGCGACUGUUUGGGCCAAACCGGGUGACAAGAAACAUGCUCGCCCGAGUUCAUCAGCUGACAGCGCGAAAUUUGUCGACCGAAGUAACGAGUAUGAUUUUGUGGACGAUAGCUUAACGGCGGACUCAAAGGUGAAUAAGAAUCAUGCCAAAUCUUCCCCUGCUAGUGGUAAUGCAUCCAAAACGGGAAAGAAAUCGACGGCAGCUGUGGGAUUUACCGGACAAACGGGAACGGCCUCUCAGAAACAUCCAAAAUCCAAUGCGAAAGGUAUGCCACAAACUUCUGGUAGACACUCGAAAACGGCAGCAAGUUCGGCUGUAAGUGGUGCAGGUGCAGCUAGCGCAAACAUGGAGGAGUUGGAGUUAGAAACAGAACAAACACUGAAAGACAUAAACAAGUGGCUAGAAAAUACACCACGUUUUCCCGAGUACAGUUCGGCUAGCAACUCCCCAUCGCGGUACAUCAUGGACGAUUUCGACACGGUGCCGGUGAAGAUCGAACCGGCUGAUUUCCGUAAACCGAUUCCACUUUCCCAACUGCCUGCCGCAAACGAUGCUUCUGCCGGUCCGUUACGAGGGGCCAGUCCAGGGGUGGCGACGACAGCAGCUCCUCCGAAGGCAUUUUCACCUCGAGCAGCCGCCAAUGCAAAGGAUUCACAAUCUACUUCAUCGACGGCUGGGAAACAAACGGGUACGAGGUUGCCAUCACAAUCGAAAGAUGGCGCUAAUAAGAGUGAAUCAGGGACGGUUGGAUCUGAGUCCAUCGCCGUUGCUACCGCAUUGAAAGACUCUACCAACAGUAACAACGGUGGAUUGAGCGGUGGAGUUGGUUCUGCUGCGGUUGCUGCCAAAGCUGCAGGCUCUACAAGUCACACUAUUUUGGGUCCACCGCCGAUCAUACCACCGCACUCACAGAAAAAGGAACCCAAAGAACCUAAGCGAAAAUCUUUAAAGGAAAAGUUAUCCCUUGGGCUUGGGGUGGGUGGACGCAAGCGUGAAAUACAUCACCACCGCACGACAAUAGAUCGAUUACAGCCGGGUAAAACCAAGGGUAACCUCAUAGGAACGAUUCAGAAUCUCAACAAACCGGAUGAAUUGUUCCCGCUUGGUGGUAGUAGUGGAGCUGGUGGUAGCAGUGGUGCUGGCAGCAAUCCACUCAACAAGGUAAAGGAAGUGAAGAAUUCGUUGAUCGUGAAGACGGACGAAUCGAAACCGAAGCUUAGCCUCGGUACGGUGUUGAACACGGAAGGGUUUGGCAUCGUGCAACAGCACAACUUUGCCGACGACGAUGACGAUCCGGAACGACGAUCGUUAGGAUCUAAAGAAGACGGAGGCGAUGAGGAUGAUCCGAUCGUUACGAUCGGUAGCGGAGCAGUAAAGCCUUUAAUGAGUUCGCUGAAGACUGUCACACUGGUCAAUGUCGGAGGAGGUUCGCCACCUGGUGUCCGGGAAGGAGGAUCUGGUUCAAAGAAGGAAGAACCUUCCAUUUCAACGGUAACAGGUGAGAAACCAGAAGUUAGCAGCGAUCUUAUUACUGCAGAGGCAAAAAGCUCUACGUCUUCAGUUGUGGAGAAAACGUUCUCCCAAGAGGAUGCAAAAUCGGGAAAAGAGGAAGCAAAUGUGAAGGAUACGCAAAGUAACAAAAACAAGGACAAGCCAUCUGCAACACCUAACCUUAACGCUUGGAUUAAGGCGUUUGGUGCGCCGAAAAAACCGAAGAAACCCGAUGAUAUGGAAGAACCGAGUAAAGAUUCACCUAUAUGCGAUAAAAGCAAAAUCAACGAGAACACCUCCACGCAAUCAUCCUCGAACGAAUCCUCGUCCGGCAUUGGGAGUCUUCCGACUGUACCCGGUAGCCUCGAAAGUCCUAGCUACCCAACACUUCCGACAGUGCCUCGGCAAAGAAAAGCGAGCACAGGUAGCACUGUGAGCGAACGGUCAUCAUACAGCCAAGAUCCGGACAGUCCGCGCAUUGGUAUCGAUGAGCGGCUCGGAACGUAUCCCGCACCAUACCCAAGCCCGAUCGGUGCGUCACCGAUCAUGACGUCACCAAAGCUGGACGAAACGCAGAAGAGUCCCUAUCAUCCACUAAACGGCGCGAUCAAGGUUGGUUUCUAUCAGGACACCACCCAGAAGAGCAGUCCAGAGAAGAGUUGCAGUCCGCGUGAUCUUCCAUCGCCGUAUCCUCAGUACUCGCAGCACCUUUACACAUCCAACGCAGCCAACGCUUCUGGCAGUACGACUGGUACAAACAAUAACAUUGGUGGUAACACCGCGGUAUACGGCAACUACUCAUCAUAUGGUGGUACAACCUCCGCUAUCGGUUCCACGGGCUCAAGCAUUAACCAGAAUAAUCCGACCACCGGUAGUGUGACGGAUAGUUUUAAAGGUUACGGAAAGGAGCUUAAAUCACCGGUUGAUUUCUACGAUCAGUACAAACAGCCGGCUUCGCAGGAAUCGGACUACAACUCUUCUAUGAGCCCCAGUACAAAUCCUAAUUCUCCCUAUCACAACCCGGCGUCGUCACCCUACCAGCAGCAACCGAACUCUCCUUCUUGUUAUCAACAGCAAACGGCGGCUUCUUCUUCCCCCUACGGACACCAGCCUCCAUCGCUUGCUUCACCCGCCUCUUCAGGCGGUCCACUAUCACCAUACAAUGCACCAGCCGUUCCACACAGUCCGGCCACGAGUCAAACUACGCCCGGAAGUGUCAGUGGUCACUCGCCGUAUAAUCCCAACCAGGGACAGUCGCCUUAUCACAGUAAUCAGGCUCCUUCAGCCUCAACGUCACCAUCCGCCGGGACCACGGUGGGAUCUGCCGGUCAACCUAAACUGCAGUCCAAACCAAAUACACCGUUACACCAAAGCCCCAACUCACCGUUUUCACAAUCAAACCAAAGUUCGCCCUAUUCUCAGCAAGAUCCCAACUCACCAUAUUCUUCCCAAGGUGGUCAACUGUCGCCUUUUCAACCGAUGUCCCCUAAACCGCAGCAGGCUUCGUCCGCUGUAAGCAGCGGCAAUAACAGCAACAGUAACAACAGCAAUCCAGUUAAGCUGGCACCACCAAUUAUAACACCUCAGCAAGCAGCAGCUGCGGCUGGUGUGAUUCUUCCACCCGAGUCUCCUGCCCACUCCCAAGCACAAGCGACACCGCCGACUGGAGUAAACCAGGCACAAAACCUGACCGGAGGAAAUGGCACCGGGAACGGUGGCAAUAAUCAACCUUCAAGUACAGCUGGAGCAACAAUUCCAUCAGCACCAAUGCAGCUUAAUUCACACCAGUCGCCCUGGAGUGCUCAUCAUAAUCAGUACAAUCCGUAUUUGAAUCAUCCGGGUGAUACGGCUGGAGGAGCUGGAAGCAUGACCUCCUCAUUGCCACCAGCUCCGGCACACAUGCCACCAUCGCAGCAGGGGCACCUAAGCAAUGUGCACACGCAUCCAUCGCCAGCCCAUACACAACACCAGCAACAUCAACAGCAACACCAACAGCAGCAUCAACUGCAACAUCAGCAGCAACACCAGCAAGAACAUCAUCAACAACAUCAACAAAAUCAUCAGCAGGCCCACGGGCAUCAUCUUGCAACGGCACAGCAGCAACAACAAAGUCACCUCGGCAACCUGUUGAUGGGAUCCAACAAUAAUCCAUACACUUCCACUUAUGGACGAUCACCAUACGACCUUAAUUCUGCGUCAGCUUCGACGACGUCAGCAGCGGCAGGAUCGGGAACAACAACGGCAUCGAAUAUCGAUCAUCAUCAUGCGCAACAUCAUUCACAGCACCUGCACCAUCAGCAACAGCACCAUACCACUCAGCAUCAUCAACCACAACAGCAUCAUCCUAGUUUAAGCGGGCUCAGCAACAAGAACAGCCCUAGCACGGCCUCUAUCACCAACUCUUCAAAAGUACCUGAAAUGAUAAAUCUAGGCUAUAGCGAACCAGAAACCAAUAGUACCAAAACAUCGCAAGACGUUCCGAUGAACAUGGAAUCCUCGGGAAGUAUGGCCGGCGGUCUUGGUAAGGAGAAAAGUGACGGUACUAAAGACAACAAACACUUGCAACAGCAGCAACAGCACCAAACAUUCGAUCACCACAUGGGUGGUAUGGGUUAUGGGAACCCGAUGGAUAUAUCCAUUAGCAAAUCGAAAGCUUUCGACAUGUUUAAUCGCGCAGCGACGAUGGCUUUCCCGCGUGGGUUUAGCGCUCCGGCCUUGCAUCAGUCAACCUCGAUAGGCAACUCGAGCAGUACGGCGAACAACGCUGCUAGCGGUUAUGAUCAUCGCUCAAUGCAACAAGCGGCCAACAUAAAUAAGGCACACGAUAUGAGCGGAGGUGGAACGGCGUCAAGUGGGUCCUCGACAACACCCGGCUACAAUAUGCAACAGCAAUCCACGGGUGGGAAGUCAGCCUCAGGGAAUCAACACCCAGCGGCAGAUCAACCACAUCUCCCGCGGUACGAUCAGCGCAGUCCGCAACAUUUGCAGCAGCACCAACAACAACAUGGUGGCGGACCUUCCGUUUCUGGGUCCACAUCGCAAGCAAACAACACGGCGGAUCUCAGCAGCACCGGCGGAGGUUACAAGCCGUACGGUACGUCGACAACUUCGACCACUCCCACGUCGCUGAUGGAUCCAGCAAUACGUAAUCUCAGCUCCCUAUCGUCGCUUUACAAUACGGACGAUCGUCUACUCGGUGGUCCGGGUGCAAGCGGCACCAGUUCCGGAAGCUCUGGCGCCGGAUAUUACGACAAAGGUAUGCCACCGGCUGCGCACAUGUUUAGCAAAAACCUGCCCCAACCACCUCCAGUGUCAUCGUCGGCAUCCACAACGUCGUCGGCCGCUGCGUUGCAACAGAUGUUUAACAACACCAUGGCGGCCACUUCGAUGGCCGCUUACAAUGCAAACCGCGAGCAGCCGAAUGCUGCAUCCUACGUGCCAUCACCGAAUUAUCAUCAUCCGCAGCAACAUCAUCAGCGCAAUGAUAUGAUGAGUGCGAGCAGCAUUCAAUCGCAAAAAAUGUCACAUAAUGCCAAUGUGCCGCCGACGACGGGCAGUGGUGCUUCCGUCAGUGAACCAGCGCCUGCACCGGCGAAACCAAAGCGAACGAGAAAAAAGAAAGACCAAACUCAGGAACUAAUGGCUCAACAGCAGCAGCAGCAGCAACACCAGCAAUCGCUACAUCAACAUGCAAUGCAUGCCGCACAUCAGCAACAAACGCUCAGUGCUCACCAAGGUUUUCCACCCUACCCUGGACUGAAACCGCCCAACCCAUCCACGUCUGCAGGUGGUCCAACCGGAAUGGGAUCGUCGUCUGCCGCUCCCGGUGCAGUUGGAAAUCCGUCGAGCAGUGGCGCAGAAACGUCCGCGAUAUCUCUCAAAACGGCCAACAUAGUGCCCGGUAGUGCAUUUAACUUUGGUCCCGGUCCAACCGGACUCGGUUUACCCCCGGGCAGCCUGUACGGAGAUACCUCUGGUAGCACGUACCUGGAAGAUUCGUAUCGCAACCCCCAGAACCCAUACUACCUACCACCGAGCCAUCGUGGAACAGCACCAACAGGUUCUGCUGGUACCGGUACGGAAGCGGAUAAGUUGGGCAACCCAAUCGGUGCUCAACCGACGGCCCCGGGUUCAGUGGCUGCUGCCGCCGCCGUUGCAGCUGCUUCGGCUGCGGCCGUGCAUGGUCCACCGCCACCGACCGCUGCGUCCCCGUAUCAUCAGUUCUUGGCUUCGCAUCAUGGCACGCGUCCGUAUCAGUUCAUGAACCAGUUUGAUCCACUCCAUCAACAGUACCUGCGACAGGAAGAGCUACGGGCUCAGAUGAUGAUCAACCAGGGUCUUCUUGCGGCACCACCCGGUGGAGCUCCCGUUGCGUAUGGACAGCCGGGCUAUCAUCAUCCUGCGAUCGGCAUGCACAAGCCUUACGACGCGAUGAACAGCAUGAACCGAUCGCCAUUCCUAUAA